CAGCAGCAGCGGCGUCUCGUGCUCGGCCCGGGCCCCGGAUCGCGCUCGGCCCCCGGCUCCGGACCCGCGCCCCCCGCGCCCGCGCUCGGCCCCGCGGAGCAGCGGCCAUGCCGCCGCGGCGCAGCAUCGUGGAGGUGAAGGUGCUGGACGUGCAGAAGCGGCGGGUGCCCAACAAGCAUUAUGUCUACAUCAUCCGCGUCACGUGGUCCAGCGGCUCCACGGAGGCCAUCUACCGGCGCUACAGCAAGUUCUUCGACCUCCAGAUGCAGAUGUUGGACAAGUUCCCCACGGAAGGCGGCCAGAAGGACCCCAAACAGCGGAUCAUCCCCUUUCUGCCCGGCAAGAUUCUCUUCCGGCGGAGCCACAUCCGGGACGUGGCCGUCAAGCGCCUGAUCCCCAUCGACGAGUACUGCAAGGCCCUGAUCCAGCUGCCCCCCUACAUCUCCCAGUGUGACGAGGUACUGCAGUUCUUUGAGACGAGACCUGAGGACCUGAAUCCCCCCAAAGAGGAGCAUGCCGGGAAAAAGAAAUCUGGGAGUGACGCGGCCUCGGCGGACCCCAUGGUCCUGGAGCAGUACGUCGUGGUGGCGGACUACCAGAAGCAGGAGAGCUCGGAGAUCAGCCUCAGCGUGGGGCAGGUGGUGGACAUCAUCGAGAAGAAUGAGUCAGGUUGGUGGUUCGUCAGCACCGCUGAAGAGCAAGGCUGGGUGCCCGCGACCUGCCUCGAAGGGCAGGACGGUGGGCAGGAUGAGUUUUCCCUGCAGCCUGAGGAAGAGGAGAAGUACACAGUCAUCUACCCAUACACGGCUCGUGACCAGGAUGAGAUGAACCUGGACAGAGGGGCCGUGGUGGAGGUCAUUCAGAAAAACCUCGAAGGCUGGUGGAAGAUCAGGUACCAGGGCAAAGAGGGCUGGGCCCCAGCCUCCUACCUGAAGAAGAGCAGCGGGGAGCCCUUACCCCCGAAGCUGGGCCCCGGCUCCUCCGCCCACUCGGGCGUCCUCGACCUGGAUGGCGUUUCCCGGCCGCAGAACUCGGUGGGCAGGGAGAAGGAGCCGCUCAGCAACCAGAGGGACGGCCGGUUUGAAGGCCGCCCGGUGCCGGACGGCGACGUCAAGCCGAGAUCACCCAAGAUGAGGCAGAGACCCCCUCCUCGCCGGGAUAUGACCAUACCUCGGGGUCUGAACCUGCCCAAGCCCCCCAUCCCGCCGCAGGUGGAGGAAGAGUACUACACCAUUGCCGAAUUCCAGACCACCAUCCCCGAUGGCAUCAGCUUCCAGGCGGGCCUGAAGGUCGAGGUGAUCGAGAAGAACUUGAGCGGCUGGUGGUACAUUCAGAUCGAAGACAAGGAAGGGUGGGCCCCGGCAACCUUCAUUGACAAGUACAAGAAGACCAGCAAUGCCUCGAGACCCAACUUUCUGGCCCCCCUGCCCAACGAGGUGACCCAGCUCCGGCUGGGGGACGCAGCAGCGACGGAGAGCACCACGGGCGGUGAGGCCAGCGGCCCCUCUCGGCCCCUGCCCGACGCGCCGCUCAGUGCCGCAGACCCCGGGAUACCCUGGUCCAAAGACUGGAAGGGGGGCAAGGAGGGCCCGCGAAAGGGGUCUUCAGACGCGUUGUGUGCAGGCUACGAGGAGAUCUCGGAGCGCGACCCGGAGGAGAAGCCCAGCCUGCCCCCCCGGAAAGAGUCCAUCCUCAAGUCCGAGGGGGAGCUGCAGGAGCGGGAGCGGCAGAGGGCGGAGCAGCUGCGGGGCUCCUCGCCCAAGCCCCCCAGCGUGAUGCUGCCGAUGAUGCCAGCCAAACACAGCCCCCCGGCCCGGGACGGCAGGAGGCCAGAGCCCAGACCCGACAGGGGCAAGCUGUUCCAGCUGAAAAACGAGAUGGGGCUGGAGUGUGGCCACAAGGUCUUGGCCAAGGAGGUGAAGAAGCCCAACCUGCGGCCCAUCUCCAAGGCCAAGGCUGACCCACCGGAGGAGAAGCCGGAAGCCAUGCCCCAGAACCCCUUCUUAAAGUCCAAACCUCAGGUCAGGCCCAAGCCGGCUUCCUCCCCCAGGACAGAGCCACCUCAGGGCGACGACCAAGUGGACCUCUGCCACCUCAGGAGCAAGCUCAGGCCUGCCAAGUGCCAAGACAAGCCCUCGCUGGAUGGAGAGAGCAGCCACCAGGCCUGUGGGGGCCAGGACGUGGCCGGCGGCCGCAGCUUCCUCCCGGGGGAGGGGCCUGGCCGGGCACAGGACCGGACCGGCAAGCCGGAGGGGCCCAGCCCCAAGGAGACGACGCCCUGCAGAGCCCCUCCGAGGCCAGCCAAGACCACGGAUCCUGUGCCCAAGAACGCGCCCGUGCCUCUCCAAGACGCUCCCCAGCAGCAGAGACCCAUGAUCCCGCCCCGCAGACCACCGCCCCCCAAGAAAACCUCCGCGUCCAGGCCGCUCCCCGAGGCCCGAGGGCCACAGCGGGAGGCCGGCGAAGGCCGGGCAGCCCCUGUCCCGGGCCGCGCCCUGCUGGUCCCUCCAAAAGCCAAACCUUUCCUUGCCAACUCCUCAGGGGGCCAAGACGACAAUCCAGGCAAAGGCGGGCUGGGCCCAGGGCCGGGGCCGGGGCCUCGGAUGGUGGGCAAGAUGGGAGAAAACCGGGAGAGGGUGGCCGCAGCCCCCCUCCCCAGCGCCGACAGCCUGAAGGACCUGUAUGUGGCCGUGGCCAACUUCGAGGGCGAUGAAGACACAAGCAGCUUCCAGGAGGGGACGGUGUUCGAGGUCCGAGAGAAGAACAGUAGCGGCUGGUGGUUCUGCCACGUCCUCAGCGGGGCGCCCUCCUGGGAAGGGUGGAUUCCUUCCAACUAUCUCAGAAAGAAGCCCUAGCCUCCUCCCCCCUUCCCCCCCGCUGUCAGGGCAGGGGCCUGUGUGUCCCUGCUGGUUUUGCCCACAUAUUUAAUAUGCCUCUUAAUUUAUCAUUCUCCACGCAGCUCCGGAGGAAGGAAGGCUCCGGAGAACUGUGGUUUCUUCCCUCCCAUGGGCAGGUCGGCCCUCCCACCACGGCAGCCCCUGGGGGCUCAGAGGUUACACGCUUGCUCUCUCUCCACCCACCGUCCCUGCCUGAAGGCCAGUGGCAUUGCCGCCAAGCUCCUCUGCCCACCCAGCAGCGCCACUGGGACUCCCCAAGGCCUCCAGGACCAGAACCCCCCCCCACCAUCUGGAGAAACCACACAAAGGGUUUCUCGUUGCUUGGACCCAGCGAAGGAAGGGGCAGCCCCCACAGUCCGUGACAGCUGACUCCAACUCCUCCACGUGCUGAAAAGCCCAGCGACGUUCUGUUCACCCAGUUUCCAAAAUGCUUGGCACCAAAAAGGGCUUCACCCUAUGGAAGUGGGCUCUGUGGCCAAUCCCAAAAGGGGGUGUCCUCCUCUCCAAGGCCUCAGGCCCCGGGGGCUCUCAGGUUUGACUGGCUGCGGCCCAUGCUGCCUCCCAUCGCCUGUCUCGGGAGCCCGAUGGGUCCAGAAGGGGUGAGUCCAGCCUGGAGCUCGCAGCACUGCCAGGCUCCAGGUGGCCCCCUCCCCGCCCCGGGGCGUUUCACUCCGUCAGCCCUGAGCAAGAAUCUCAAUGUUUGUUUGGAAGGGGGACCGUUCCCAAGCCACGCUCCUGUGUGAGCGCCGCCCCUGCCGAGUCGCUGGUCAGUGCCACACCCCGUGUGCCGCACUCCCAUCCACGCUGAGCCCUCCCUUGUGAGGGCACGCCCCUUCCAUAGAGGAGGCACCGAGGCUUUGGGGUGCCCCGGGCACACCAGCUGGGAGGAGGGGGAGAGGGUUGCAUCCAGGCCGGCUCGACCUCCAGGCCUGUGCCCUUCACCCCGGAGGAGGCCGGCCGGGCAGGGAAGGGAGAAGCGUGGGUGUCAGAGCCCGUGUUUUGCUCCUGCGCUGGGGUCCCGUAGGGAGAGUUGAGGGCGCCAAGAGAGCUCAGGGGGUCCCUCGUGCCAGCCUUGAGGGGCCCUGGUGGCUCUAGGACCAGCCGCUAGUUCUCCUGUUGAGCUGAGUGUAGUGAGCAGUGGUCCCCUCAGGUGACAGGGACCCAAGGGCCAGGCAGAUGCCUCCUGUCACACUCUGCUGCUGCUGCUGCUGCUGCUGCUGCGUUCUGGUUUCCCUAGUUUUCUCCCCCGCUCCCCCAGCACUCUCCUUCUCGGUCUCACUGGGAGGAACCCAGGGCAGCCGUCCCGCCCAUGUCGAGGGUGCAGUUCACCUAGAGUCACGGUCACGUACAGGACCAGAACCAGGUCCCCGGCUUGCCAGUUCCCCGCAAGGAGCUUCUGCCGGAGGACCAGGCUGCCUGGGGGUGAGGGGGCAGUGCCCCUCCUCCUCCCGCCCUGCCUUGAAGAGGAGGAGGAAGUGGCCCUGUCCUGCCGCCCCAGAGUCGCCUGUUCAGAGGGUCCCUUGGCUGCAAUGCUUUUGGAGCCACAAAGCCAGCUUUCCUGGGGAUGCUCGCUGUCCACCUGCCUCACCGAAGGUCCUCUGCCCUCCCCCCACCCCACCAGGUGGACCCUGGGUGUGUCUGCGGAAGAAGGAGCGUCCUUAGACCUGUACUGUACUGUCCUGGUCCUUCAGUCGGUCUGAGGGUCCUGUCCCUGAGGAUCUUGGGGCAGGGCCCUGAGGUGCUCCUCUAGAACCGUGGGUGGGGGGUCCCCUUGCUCAGGAGGAGGCCCCGCAGCGUGUUUUCCUGAGUGAUCCACUUUGGUUCAAACUGCUUUUAUGAAGCUGUUAGGCAGGAUUUGACUCACGCGUUUCAAAAGACAAAGCUCUUUAAGUUUUUUUUCCUGACUCACUUUGUGCUUUCAUUGACCUUUCCAAGAAUUCUGUGGGCGCCUGCCCCGUGCUAGGCGCCGGGUGGACCAGGCUGCGUGCGGCUGCCUGCCUGGCUGGACGAGCUGCGGUUCUGUUUGCUGAUUCCACCGAAAGGGUUUGACUUUGACCUCAUUCCCUCCUCCCGGGAGUCAGCUGGGUGGGAACGCGCUGGUUCUUUCUUUCUCUGGCCAGAACGUUCUUUCUGCAAAUGAAAGAACUUGCCUUUGUUGUCGUUGUUGUUGUUGUUGUUAUUGCUAUUAUUAUUAUUGUUAUUAUUAUUAUUCUGACGGGAAUGAAGGUACAGAAGCCACAUUUCUCUCCAUUCACUGUUGUUCCUCAGGAUACUCUGUGUCCUGAGUACUCCUCUCUCGAGCUCCUCUGCCACAGCCGUGGGCACUUCCCCGGGCGCCUGGAAGUUGCGGGGGGAGGGAGGUUUUGACUGUGGACUUAGGGCUACACCACCCAGGGCGGUGGCCACUCUUCGUGAGCAACUGACGGAGCGUGUGCAAGACCGCCCCGGAGUUCCGGCUGUGGGAAUGGCCUGGGCCGUGGGAGUAACCCCCGCUCCAGGCCCCGGCAGGUCCCUGCUUUAACUCAGUGCCCACGACAGCCCUGUGGGGGCGGGGGUGGGGGGUCAGUCCCGAUCUGCAGUGAGAACACAGGCCCAGGGGAUGAGGCCCCAUUCCUAGCAUCAUGUGAACAGUGGCAGUGACCGAGCCGAGCCUGGAAUCCAGGGGUUUUCCCCCGCCCGAUGCCCGUGACUUCCUCUGUCACCAGCCGUGAAACGUCCUUGGGGCCUCCUGGGAGGCAGGUGGCCCUCCUUCUGGCUUGGAGUCUCCCUGUCCCCCACCCCACGAUUAGACGAUUAGACCCGUCCGCUUCCGACAGGCAGACACGGGCAGGGUUCUCUGCUCUUCUCGGCCCUGCUUGCUUCCUGCGUCUCACCUUACGUCUUAACGUAGAACCACAGCUGUGGUGCCGCCAGAUCUCUGCAAGAAUCUGAGUUUUAAGGGCCUCCACUGGAUGAAACGGGCCUUUACUCAACAUUGUCACUCAGACGUUGUUCGCUAUUGAUGGGGGUUGGGGGUUAGGUCCUUGUCCUGGGGGCGAGGCCCCAGCUGGAACCGCUGGUCAUGCCGUCACUUUGGAGGAGUCACGAGGGCCCAGGCCAGCCUUCUAGCCGACGCCGGGAGCCACCGCCACGGGCCUUGUCGUGUCCAUUUCUCAGGCUACACUCCAGGCCUGAAAACUUCGGGGAUUUCGUCACCAGGUGGCACAGAGGAAAACAGACUUGCCACAUUCAAGGGCAGGUGCCGAAUCUCCCCAAGGUUUGGAAGGACCCGAGGGGCGGACCAGCCUAGUAUUGAUGCAGCCUGUGCCGAUGCCAGCACGGAGCGGUGGUGGGGAGGACCUGCUUCGGCCCCCCAGUAGCUGGCCCCUGGACAGCGAGACGGUGAGGGCCCGUGGCCUGCCUCCCAGCCUUGCCUUGCGCUGAGUCUCCAAGUGCCGGGUCUGCCCGCCCCUGGGAGGCCUCGCCCUGCUCUUUGAACUGUGACAGUGGGCACGCAACAGCCUUAGCCGCGCACGGCAGCCUUGUCCCCCCUGGUUGUCCAGGCCCUUCCUUCGGGGCUGCCAACAGCCACGCCGUGGAUUCCCAUGCGUCAAACUGUGGCCUGAACGGGUGGCGGCUGGCUCACGCCGAGGCCUGAGGGUGCAGGGUGCCCUCCCUCCGCCUGGAGGAAUCGCUCCGACCUUGGCUAAGGUUCUGACUCUGCGGAGUUAAAACCAGGAGGCCGCCCAGGUGUGGAGGACCCUUCCCGCCCCAGGCGUGACCGUCCACGUGGUGGGGUGACGUCUGGUUUCUGGUGCUACCCUGCGGGUCACUGAGCCGCUCCCCACGCUGCAGCAUUCCAUCCCCUCCCCAUUUCUGCCCUUCACGCUAAAGGAGGCCUUCCCGGCUCCCGUCGGGGAGAAAGGGGGCUCAGUCUCUGCUUCCCUGAAGAAGCUGAACCCGGGGCCACCGCCAGCCAGCAGCCUUCUCUUCCAGCUCUUCCGUCGACGCCCCCAAGGAGGUGCCCGCCAGGCUCGCUCCAGCAGCGAGCAACUGCAGGGCCACCAAGGCGCCCACAGUUGGCCCCCGCAUGUGCCUGCCAUUGUCAGCAGCGCCGCUUUCACUCUCCCGGGGGUGGUGAGCAGCUGCGGCCACCUUAGCUGCAGCCUGCACGUCCCACUUCAGGGAGCCCCCGAGGGAGGAGGCUGUCACCUGCGUCCCUCCAGGAACCGUGGGCCCCGCCGGCAUGGGCCCACCACCCUGCGUCCGCUCGCAGGGUGAUGCCGGACACCUCUGGAUGCGCAGCGCUCCCUCUGCCCUUGGCGCACACAGAUUCCGGUGGUGGGUUUUGUUUCCUUUGAACACACGCGAAAAUCCACGAGGAUAUAUAAUGUGAGGGGGAGGGGUGAUGAACAGUUAGCUGUAGCAUGUAUAGACGAUAUACUUACCAUUAGACUGUUCCUUUCUUUCUUUCUUUUUUUUUUAAAUAAAAAAACAUGCUUGACUGGUUUCAAGCCCCGUUGUGAAAA
Phyllostomus hastatus (greater spear-nosed bat) is the source of this 7405-nucleotide messenger RNA. It is a transcript of the gene SH3PXD2B, whose product is annotated as SH3 and PX domains 2B. Gene Ontology annotation, biological process: superoxide anion generation. Lineage: Eukaryota; Metazoa; Chordata; Mammalia; Chiroptera; Phyllostomidae. The record is from RefSeq and is a predicted model, not a curated record. The transcript has 13 exons. Bases 108 to 2855 code for a protein of 915 amino acids. Gene Ontology annotation, molecular function: superoxide-generating NADPH oxidase activator activity; phosphatidylinositol binding; protein binding.